Pelobates cultripes (western spadefoot toad) is the source of this 279-nucleotide messenger RNA. NCBI's taxonomy places the organism in Eukaryota, Metazoa, Chordata, Amphibia, Anura, Pelobatidae. The record is from the annotation of a GenBank genome assembly.
AUGCUGGAAACGCUGCACAAGAGGACCCGACAAGAGGAGCAUUACCGCACUCUUUUAACCCUCAGACGGCAACUGUCGGACCUGAUAGCCCGCAAACACCACAGGUCGAUCCAGAGAUCGAAGGCCUUCUUCUACAUCCAUGCCAACAAGGGCGGAAAGCUACUAGCCCGCAUGUUGCGGAACCAACAAACAAGCGCACAGGUGAGCGCACUGCGAACAGCCAGGGGCACCACUACGCAAUUCCCUGAGGAGAUUGCAAACGAAUUCCGCUCGUACUAA